Molecule: messenger RNA, 1335 nt
Organism: Cercospora beticola
Lineage: Eukaryota; Fungi; Ascomycota; Dothideomycetes; Mycosphaerellales; Mycosphaerellaceae
Product: RING finger protein
Biological process (GO): protein autoubiquitination
Molecular function (GO): ubiquitin-protein transferase activity
Source: RefSeq, a predicted model, not a curated record
AUGCCUUCCCAAGUCGAGUUUCUUGCCGCUCUCAAGGCAACAGAGAAGGCCACUCCCGCCCCCGUCGCUCUGCAAGUAGAAGAAUCCUGCGAGCCAACCGAUUUGCCCCCGGCCGAGAUUUCUCGCGCUGCGACAGUCGGAGAAAGCCAGGAGGAAGAAGAAUCCACCUGCUGCCCCAUCUGCACCCUCCCGGCCGCCACCAUGGUCACGACUCCCUGCUCCCACGCCUUCUGCCCCGACUGUGCUGAAGCGUGGUUCCGCUCCUCUCGCACAUGCCCAAUGUGCCGUCAAGAACUCUUCUCUGGUGAUCUGGCACCAGCCCCAUGGCCACCAGCCUGGCUACCCCAAGAUAUCGUCUGGUUGCCUGUCGGAGAGAGCGAAGUCGAAGACCAGGCCGCUCGAGCUCGCGCGUCGCUUGUAGGCCGCGAGGGUGGACGACUCCGGGAAAUCCUCGAAGUGGAUGAACCAGAGAGAAUGCCGGUGGGAAUGUCUCGCCCCACGUGCGAGCACAUGGUUCCGGACGUUGGAAAUGAGGAGAUGGCGGAUUUCUUGCAGAAUUUGAAGUUGGCGGUGUUUAUGGCUGUACAUUGGUUCAAGCCUCGCCUUCCGCCACUUCACGAGAACGAUGUCAAUGCAUCAAGCCAAGGAGGACAGAGGGAGGACGAGAAUCCACGAAGAUAUGCCGAAGGAGCGUGCUCGACUGCUUGGAAGAUCGUCAUGGACUCGAUGAUGAAGACGGUCGCAGAGUUCAUCGAUGCUGAGACCGGGGAGCUCUGGCAUGUGCAUGAGUAUGGAGAAGAUGCCCUUGCAAGGUUGAGGAAGAGACUGCAUGGGAACUGGAAAGACGCUUGGGCGGAGCUGCACGUUCGCAGUCAACCCUCUGUCGCCUCAAGGAAACAGAAAAGGGCUAAAGCCAAGGGAAAGAAUGCGAAGCCUGUAUUCGAAUGGCCACGUUAUUCGGACGGAUACGAAUCGGUCAUCAUGCUCACGACUCCAGCGCCAGAAGACCCGCAAGCAGCGCAGGACGAAGGCCAAAACCACCACCAACACCAAGAGAGAGUGGGACGUUUCGCUUCACAGCACAGCAUGACACCGGGUAUGCGUCAAGUCAGCCGACAAUUCGCCCAGGACCUCCAUGAUGUUGUCGAGUACGUUAUCGGCGUGACGACGGAAUUCUUCGUCCAUGAAAAGCCAGCCUACGCGACAAAAUGCGAGUGUGCUUCCGAUUCCGUUCAUGGCGAUGGAGCCGAUGGUGAGCAAGACGGCGACGAAGAUAGUGACGAAGAUUGGUAUUCUGAUGACGAGAGUGAUGUUGGCCUUGGUGGAGAUGAUUAG